AAAAGUUUCUCCAUGGUUCCUUUGUGUCGUCGUCGGAGCUCCCUUCCUGCAACCUUAGAUUCCCCCAGUCUUCCUCGGCGGUGUUGGAGUAGCUAAGGGCAGCUCUCCCCACUACGUCCACCUCCCCCCUGCAACCGCCCUGCAAUCUAGGGGCCCGCGAUGAUCGCCACCGGGGGGCUCUUGAGGAUCUCCGCCAGAAAGCAAGAUCCCCUCCGCCCGCAGAGCCAGGUCCCCAAGCGCAAGAGGAAAGCCAAAAAGAAACGCAAGAACGACGUGGUGGUAGUGAAGGGCAAGUUGAAGCUCUGCUCCAUCUCAGGCCUGAUAGCCCUCUGUGGAAUCCUGGUACUGUUAGUAGGCAUAGCCAUGGCCGUGGUGGGCUACUGGCCCAAAGCCAGUGGGACUCAUCGCGAGGGUGCCAAGCACCUGUCUCCUGGGGGAAGUGGUCUUCAGGCUCUGACCACCGCCAGCAGCAGUGUCAGAGCCAGCAGUAACAACAGUAGCAGCAAACACCAAUGGAGGGACCGCUCGGGGGCUCCUAGUCUAGCCAACUCUGAGUCCAACUCCAGCUCUGUCCUUGCCACUAAGAGCCCACCCCCUGCCCGGGCGGUCUCCCCUUCUUCCUCCUCCUCUUCCUCUUCAUCCACUUCAGUAGGUUUCCUCUUUCAACUCUUCUCUGGUUACUUGCAUUCUGACAAGCUCAAAGUCUUCGGGCCGCUCAUCAUGGGCAUAGGCAUCUUCCUCUUCAUCUGCGCCAACGCAGUGCUCCAUGAGAACCGAGACAAAAAGACCAAAAUCAUCAACUUGCGGGAUCUCUAUUCCACCGUCAUCGACGUGCAUAGUCUCCGAGCCAAAGACCUGGCAGCUGCUGCCGCGGCUGCGGCCGCAGCUGCCUCGUCCUCUUCGGCCACCACCUCCGGCCCUCCAGCUGCAUCCCCUCUUAAUGGCUUCAUCAGCUAUGUGCAGUCUCGGGGCCUGGAACUCAAGCCAGGCAGCAGCAGCCCGGGAGAUGCCUACGGGGCGGCCUCGAUGCUGGCCAAAGGUUCCUGGCACCCCUCGGCACUGGGAGGCGGGGCUGCUGGAGGGGGCCGUGGGGCUAGAGGCCCCCUGUCCCCUCCUGACUUGGCUUCGUCCCCUCGCUGCCCACGGGAGCCCCCUAGCCUAGCUGAGGCGGUGUACAGCAUCUAUCGCGAGCGCUCGGUCUUGGCUGGUCGCCGACGGGCAGCAGCCGCGGCCGCCGCCGCUGUAGCCGCGGCCGCAGCCGCGGCCGCCGCCAGUAGCAGCAGUCCCCCGCCUUGCAGCCCCCCGGAGAGUUGGGGGAGGCAGAGCACAGCCAGCUCCAUAGUGGGCUCGUCCCUCAGCGCCUUCGCCCUGCUGCCCCUGCAAGGAGAUCGGGACGGGAUCGGGGAAGGGGACGGAGACGGGGAUGGGGAGGGUGCCGGCUGCAGUUGGCAGCGGCCUCCGGGCGAGAGGGGCUCCCUAGAGAUUCCGCGGGGGGAGUUUGAAUUGAGUUUGACGGAUCUCAGUGGGAUAGGCAGCCGCUGUGGCAGCUUGCGCCCGGAGCCCCACCGGUCCGAGGACGAGGAAGCCGCAGCGGGGGCGGCUGCAGCAUUCACGGUCACCACCAGGGGGCAGGGCGGCCGUCUGCCCAGGACCGGCAAAUACUUGGCCUUGAGGCGCCAGAGCACAAGCGGACUCCUCAACUGCAGGAGAGCCGCAUCCCCAGAACCCUCACCCACCCCCAGCUCGACAGACGUGGACGUGGACGUUUUGGUGGAAGCUUCCACCGAAACCUCCCUUCCCCUGGGGGCCUCUCCUCCCGCCUUGGCGCGGGCGACCAGGAGAGACUCUCAGAGGUCCCAGUCGGAUCAAUCCAGCAGCAAUAAGGGCUACACCCCACUGGAGGAGGCAGGCACCUCCCUGGAGUCUAUCAUUGACACACCAGCCAGUAAAACCCAGGACUGUGCAGAGAACCCAACCCGGGAGGAGAGCCCCCAGGAGGGUACCAGCAAAGAGCAACAGACAGUUGAGCAACCUCGGCCAGUUCAGAGGCAGUUUACAAAAAAAGAGAAACUCAUCAUGAUCUCCCGGUCUCAUGCCAUAGGGAUGGAGGAUGGAGAAUUGGAAAAUACUGGCCUUUAGAAAAGGAAGUUAACAGGAACCCGAAGAGUGGUCAAAAGAAGGAGGAAGCCACUCACUCGAAUCACUGAAUCUCCAUUUCCCUUGUCUCUGUGGCUUUAACCGAGGGAACAGUCCAAAUCCAAAGAGCUGCAGGGCAGUUUUCCUUGAAUUGAGUUCACAGAAUUUCUGUAGAUAGCUUCCAAGCAAUUUUUAAAAAUGCAAACGAUCCUCUAUGUCCGAUUGUGAUUGUAUGUUACAUGAAAACCAAAAUGUAUUAAAACAUCAGCAAUCUAGUAAUUAGUAAUAUUCCUAAUUUUCUUAGGAUCAAAUUAAUAUAUUUUUGACACUAACAGUGCACUUUAUUGCAGCUUUUGAUUUGAUUUUCUCAAUUCCCUCACCUGUUUACUCCACCCCUGGCUUUGUCAAAAACUACUUGAAAAUGACAAGUUCUUUCCUCCUGUUCUGCACAAAAGUAGCAAGGGUUUUUCUUCAGUUCUCUAGAGAAAUGAUCUUACUAAAUGCUUUCAGAGCCAAAAGCCUGAGCAAGCACUUCAGUAAAACUAAUUAAGAACAUUUACCUUGCCCUGGUCUCCCUCAGCCUCACAGAUCUACCUUCUCUUUUAUCCUCUCCCCCUUCUCCAUCUCCCUUAAAAAAAUGGUAUUUAAUUUUUUUUCUCCUACAGUGUCAUGCUGUAGAGAGACGAUUGGUCAAAGCUGGGAUCUAAUUGGAUUGUUACAUUCCUAAGUUCAAGAUAUCAAGUACAAGAUGAUCUAUUGAGUAUUAUUACAUAUGUAUUGACAAUAGCAUUAAUCUUAACCUUUUUAAUAAAAGUUUAUGAAGAAA
Molecule: messenger RNA, 2962 nt
Organism: Gracilinanus agilis (Agile Gracile Mouse Opossum)
Lineage: Eukaryota; Metazoa; Chordata; Mammalia; Didelphimorphia; Didelphidae
Gene: TMEM200C
Product: transmembrane protein 200C
Exons: 2
Coding region: 160-2139 (659 amino acids)
Source: RefSeq, a predicted model, not a curated record